GUUAAUAUUUGGGUGCUGUCAUUGGUUCUUUUUUGACAAUUGACGCGCGAAUGGGGCGUGUUAUGAAAAGGGGCGUUUUACAAAAUACCGGGCCUUGCUUGCAGGCCCACUGUCAGUUCCCUUGGGCCUGCACGCAGGCUACCCCCGCCCUGUAUGCAGAAUAUCUAAUGAUCCUUCACUAUAGUGUGUUGCUUGUGCGUAAACAUGUCUAUAAAUGUUUGGUGCUGAACAACGAAAUUCGACGUUCAAAAAUUGAACGGUUAAUUUCAUUGGUCAAUUAGUCAGGUUUUUAAGAGUUUAUAGAUUACUAGCCCAGGCUUCCAGAAGGAGAAAUAUUUAUUAUCUCUGCCUUUUACCAAUUUUCGUCUUGCAAAAAUGAUCUCCAAAGUGCUCAAAGUUUAUAUUACUGUACCAAACUAAUAUAACCUGCUAAUAAAUUAACCAAAUUAAAUAUUUUGUUUUUAUAUUUGCUCUAUCCCGGUCCAUCCGAACCAUCACCAUCGGACAUUAACACUGGUGCUGUUAUUGGAAUCGUGGUGGCAGUUGUGGUUGUCUUAGUAACAGCAAUGGUUAUUGUGGGUUGCUUUCUCUAUCGAAGAAAUUGACCUGGAAAGGAGAACACGCAAGGCAUUGAUAACAUUCAAAAUACUGCAUGCUUAUGAAGGUGAUACACAACGUAACAUGGAACUACCACAAGUAUCCGAUUCAGAAAAGCUAUGUGCUUAUGAAGAACCAGCAGAAUAUAUACAAAUUGACAUUUCCAAGCGAGUUCCCAUUGACGCAAAUUAUCAAAGUUUAAUCGUGGAAGGUACGCAACUUGACAGAGGUGAAAAUGAUCAGCAUUAUGCUUCAUUCAACAUGGAUACAUUGGAUAGCGAUCCGACAAAUGAAGUUUCUGACGAAUCUCCGUACGUAAUGGUACGUGCCUUAGUGUAAUCCUCAGAACAUGCAGUUGCGAUGGAGAAUUAGCAUAAUGUGUAUUUUUAAAGAAAUAACAACAGCUCUUAGUAAUCUUAGUAUAUUUUUACAGUAUUUUAUAUUUCUCCACCUUGCGCAUUUAGUCAAAACAUAUUAAAUACAUGCGAUGCUUUUGAUAUGCUCAAAUACGUCAAGGUUAUUGAAAUCGCCGUUAUUUCAUAGUAUGAAUUCAUAACAUAACAACAACACUAAGCAGCCAUAAUUUAAAAGGCGUUUUAAUGUGCACUUAGAAAAAAGGACCGGUUCCAAACUCAACAAUUAAUGUACAACACAAAAGCUGUUGGUUUGGCUUUAGAUUUCAGGGCAGGUCAAUACCAUGGAUUGGAUAGAGUGGAGCUGCGAAGGUUCAUGGUCAUCGUGACAUAAAUCAGAACAAACCUUAAACAAAACUUUGUGGCUCUCCUCGUGUUUGGCGAAAACUUAGAUUCGUUUAGUACAAAAAUGUUUUCGUCUGUAACCGGAACGAAACGAGCCGGACUUUUUAUUUUUGUCCGGAGGUGAAUAGUGCAAGAGGCCGGAGCUGGGC
Molecule: messenger RNA, 1504 nt
Organism: Paramuricea clavata
Lineage: Eukaryota; Metazoa; Cnidaria; Anthozoa; Malacalcyonacea; Plexauridae
Source: the annotation of a GenBank genome assembly